Molecule: messenger RNA, 1848 nt
Organism: Spea bombifrons (plains spadefoot toad)
Lineage: Eukaryota; Metazoa; Chordata; Amphibia; Anura; Pelobatidae
Gene: MEIS3
Product: Meis homeobox 3
Exons: 12
Coding region: 285-1640 (451 amino acids)
Biological process (GO): positive regulation of transcription by RNA polymerase II; brain development; embryonic pattern specification
Molecular function (GO): RNA polymerase II cis-regulatory region sequence-specific DNA binding; DNA-binding transcription activator activity, RNA polymerase II-specific
Source: RefSeq, a predicted model, not a curated record
ACCCCUGGGAGGUGGUGGUUGCAGGGCUGUGUUCCCGGGAGGGUGGGGGGCUGGGGAGGGGCUCAGGCACUGCAGGAGUUAAAGGCUCUGGUGUUUCCGGAUGUGCUCAUUGCCGAUCGGUGCCCCCGAGCUCAGUCCGCGUCCUCCCGCCGGUGAUCUGACAUCCAGCAGCCGCCUCUGCAUGGACCGGGAGCCGCUGAGCCGCUGAGUCCCGCCGCCUCUCCCCGCACCGGCCCCGCGCUGCCUCCUGCCAUUGUCUCCCAGCCACAGGACCUGCCCCCGGGAUGGCACAAAGGUACGAUGAAAUGGUUCACUAUCCGGGACUGGAUGGGAUGCCGCUGGGCGGAUUCAGCGAUGCCCACCCGGGCCGGGCCCUGCAGCACCUUGGCCAGGGCGCCCCCUAUGGGUCCGCGGGGGCCGGCCACAGAGUACCUAUGCCCCCCGGCCUCGGAGGAAACGACGGCCUGAAGAGGGAGAAAGACGAGAUCUACGGGCACCCGCUCUUCCCCCUGCUGGCUCUGGUGUUUGAGAAGUGCGAGUUGGCCACGUGCUCCCCGCGGGAUAAUUCGGGGUCUUUCCCGGGGGGCGACGUCUGUUCCUCCGACUCCUUCAACGAGGACAUCGCCGUCUUCGCCAAGCAGGUCAGGACGGAGAAACCUCUCUUCUCUUCCAAUCCAGAACUGGAUAAUUUGAUGAUCCAAGCCAUCCAGGUCCUGAGGUUCCACCUGCUGGAGCUGGAGAAGGUCCACGACUUGUGCGAUAACUUCUGCCACCGGUACAUCACCUGCCUGAAGGGGAAGAUGCCCAUCGACCUGGUGAUCGACGACCGGGACGGCUCCUCCAAGUCCGACCUGGAAGACUUCACGGGGUCCUGCACGAGUCUAUCCGACCAGAAUAACUCCUGGAUCAGGGAUCACGAUGAGACAGGCUCCACCCACUCAGGGACCCCCGGGCCGUCCAGCGGCGGGCUGGCAUCGCAGAGCGGGGACAAUUCCAGCGAACAAGGUGACUGUCUGGAUAACAGCGUGGCGUCUCCCAGCACCGGGGACGACGACGACCUCGACCGAGACAAGAAGAGGAAUAAGAAGAGGGGGAUCUUUCCCAAAGUGGCCACGAACAUCAUGCGCGCCUGGCUCUUCCAGCACCUCUCGCACCCGUACCCGUCAGAGGAACAGAAGAAGCAGCUGGCGCAAGAUACGGGUCUCACGAUAUUACAAGUCAAUAACUGGUUCAUUAACGCGAGACGGAGGAUCGUCCAGCCCAUGAUCGACCAAUCGAAUCGCACAGGUCAGGGAGGAGCCCCCUACAGCCCCGACGGACAGAACAUGGGGGGCUUUGUCAUGGACGGCCAGCAGCACAUGGGAAUCCGUCCUCCAGGCUUCCAAGGAAUCCCGGGGGACUAUGCUGCGGCCCCCAGCUCCAUGGCCAUGGGAUUCCCACCGGCCGGCUACACUCCCCCGAUGCCCCCGCACCCCGCCGGCCUCCGACACGGACCGUCUCUACACUCCUACCUCCCGGGGCACCCCCACCCUGCCUCCAUGAUCCUCCCCGCCGGCGCCUCCCCCCACCACCUGGUGGCGGCGCAGGGUCCGGGGGACGCACUUUUGAACGGUCAGAACAUAGACAUUCACGCUCAUUAACGGCCGGAACGCGGACCUUCUAAAGAGAGUCCGGCCCCCGCGAGACCCCUGUCCAGCCUGGAAAAGAGAGAACCCGCCGCUCGUUUACCCCACGAGACGAGAGGCGGCGCAGGAGCGGAGAUUCCGGCACCGUUUAUUCCUCCCCGGACUGGAACGCUCGGAAGGUGGAAACCCGUUGCUUUUGGGUUCUCUGGCCGUCCUGACCCCC